Molecule: messenger RNA, 3596 nt
Organism: Lepidothrix coronata (blue-crowned manakin)
Lineage: Eukaryota; Metazoa; Chordata; Aves; Passeriformes; Pipridae
Product: transmembrane protein 121-like
Exons: 2
Coding region: 2072-3007 (311 amino acids)
Source: RefSeq, a predicted model, not a curated record
UUGCUCUAUUCCCUCCAUUCUGUAUUUUUGACAAAUAGUUCCCUGAAUUGACUCUAUAUUAAUUCCUUUGUUUUCCUACUUGUCAUGCCCAAUUUCUGUCUUCUCCACUCUGAUGUCGCCUUCCAACACCUUGCUCACAUUAGCCUUUUUUUGUGAUGUUAAGACAUCUCCUAGCACCCUCUGAUCAGCUUACUCACAGGCUGUUCCCCACUUGUUUGGAGGUUUUUUAAAUUGCUUUCCUAAACGAUGCCCACCAGUUCCAGCCACCUCUUGAGCUCUGUGGCCAGAUUCUGGGGGUCACAAGCCUCUUUUGGAGCAGUUGAAGCUCUCAGCAUGGUCCCCAGGUCGCUACCAGCCUUUCCCCAUUGCAACCACUGCUUGCUAUUCCUUGCUGACAAACUUCCUCUGCUUCCUGCAGUUCCCCUUUAAGGAUGUUAACCAGAUGAAGGUUGGAUUUCUGAUGGACUUCUCUGGCUCUCUCCCAUCAGCCUUAGACUGCAUUGCUGUCACUGCCCUAGAGGGACUCUUCAGUGACAACAGUGGGGUGCAGGUGUCACAGGCAGCACAGGGCUAAGCUGAGGAUGCUUUUUCACCCAGGUCAAGCCAGCAGCAGCCGGGGAGCAGCUAUGUGCCUGGGAACGCUGGUGUACCCCCUUUGGUUUCCUUCAGUUUUGUCUCUGAUACAGCUACUUCCACAUAUGAACUCUGGCACCCUGGUUCCAGCAUCAUGUUUUAGAGAAGCACAGGUAUCUGCUCUUGCUCUGAUUCCUUAUUUUUAUGUGCCUCAUUAAAGCAGUUCUUCACUGCUUCCCACGCAGAUGUUGUCACCUCCCGUCCUAGUCUCUAGUGAAGACUCAAGGGUUUUAUGAUUCCAGCUCACAGAUGAAUCAUCUUAUCUUUAGCUGCACUGCUUGGUAGUGACCUCCAGCACCUCUGUCCUACCUCUGUCACAUAGGUACCUCUGUGGUGUCCCACUCCCUGGGCACCUUCAUAGACAGAAACCCCUUGAACCUGCAAGAGAUUGCUCUGAUAGCAAGUGAGAGCUGGUGCUUCUGCAUCCAGUAGAAAAGAGCUAGUUUUUUUCUGUGUCAGCUUGCCCUCUUGUGCCUCACAGAGCUCUCCACUGAGGUUGAGUUGCAAGGUUUCAUUUUUGGAGGCAGGUUGUUUAGGCUGCUUUGUUUUCCUGCUCUUUCAGCCCUUCUGGGGAUUGCUGCUUAUUCUGGGGCUAGGAGAAUGAUCCCACAGCCAAACUCUACCUUGUUGUACCUCUGUAAGGCAGAGCUCUGCUGCCUUCACAGAGGCCCUCCACCUGCCUGCACCAACUAGUCCACACUCACCAUGGGACACAUGAGCUAAGCCUGGAUGCUGGUCCAAUGUCUCCAUUUGCCAUGGACACUGCAGAUGGGAUUCAUAUGUUCAUGAUGCCACUCGAGGUGCUCCAGGGCAUCAGAUACAACAAGGACCUAUGGCUACCCUGUCAGGAACUUAUGCAAGGUGGGCUGCAUUUCCCCUGGCACUCUGUCACUUGCACUUGUCCUCGGUCUCAGGUCUAUAUCUGGUUUUGCUCUUAGCCCAUCUCCAGAGAUCCAAGAGCCUCCCCAUCUCCCAAAAAUACAUAUGUUUACAAUGAGCACUUUAAAGCCAGAAAUACACUGCUAAACCUUCCCUGUGUAGCUAAGACCUAAAUCACUUAGAAGCAAGUUCAGAGUUAAAUGCAAUAAGCUGCUUAGGCUGAUAGAAGAGCAUUUGCAGAGAGGUAUAUCCGCCAAGGUAAGGGAAACCUUUCACCUUCCUUGGCUUGGUUUAUCUGCACACAAGCCCCUGGCUGUGCCAAGCCCAGCUGUACCAGUCCUGAGGAGCUGGAGCUCCCAGGAUCCUGCAGACCAGCAUAGCUGGGUGCCAGGUCACAGAGGUGCAUGCGUUCCCCCGCCUCCUCCACCAGUGAGGCCCCAGCAAGGAGAGGUCCUGGCCCCAGUCCCUCCUGGAGGGCAGGCAGGACCCUUGUCAGCCCAGGCUUCCCUGUGCGCCACAGGUUUUCCUGGGACCACUGCUGGGCUGCAGCCGUGAGGGGAUGGUUCCCCCACCACCUGUCAGCAAGCCCCACGUGUGCCUCUCCACUGUGCUCAUCAUGACCAGCCUCGUCCUCAUGGAUGCCUACCUGGUGGAGCAGAGCCAGGGCUCCAGGAAGUUGGGCAUCUGUGUCAUGGUGGCAGUGGGUGACUUGUGCUUCCUGCUGGUCCUCCGCUAUGUGGCCAUCUGGGUCGGGGCAGAGGUAAAGACAGCUAAGCGGGGCUAUGCCAUGAUCCUCUGGUUCCUGUAUGUCUUCGUUCUGGAGAUCAAAGUCUACUUUGUGUACCAGAACUAUAAAGCUGACCGGAAAAGCUUGGACCUCAUAGCUCGCAAAGCAUUGACCUUACUGCUCUCCAUCUGCAUCCCAGCCCUCUAUGUGUUGUUGGUGGCCACAGAGCAUAUGGAGUAUGUCAGAACAUUCAAGAAGAAGGAAGAUCUCCGCAACCGCCUCUUCUGGGUCAUUGUGGACAUGCUGGAUGUGCUGGACAUCCAGGCCAACCUGUGGGAGCCACAGAAGAAGGGGCUGCCGCUCUGGGCUGAGGGCAUCAUGUUCUUCUACUGCUACAUCUUGCUCCUGGUCCUCCCGUGCGUGUCCCUGUGUGAGAUCAGCAUGCAGGGCAUUGGCAUCGUGCCGCACCGGAUGAUGCUGUACCCCAUGCUGAGCAUGCUCACUGUAAACAUCACCACCAUCUUCAUCCGAGGCAGCAACAUGGUCUUCUUCAGGGACGCCCGGGUCUCCAGCAUCUUCAUGGGCAAAAACAUGCUUGCCAUUGGGAUGAAGGUCUGUAUGUUUGUGCAGUACCAGCGGCACCAGCACCACACACCAUCAGGGCCAGACCUACAGCACAGUGACCCAGCCCAACUGCCCACAGUAGGGCUGCGCAAGUCCCAGAACCAGCCUGCCUGCCCCGAGGAGCUGGCCCGGGACAACACGUGACAAGCCAGCAGGAGCUACAGCCUGGGCACCACCAUGCCUGGCAGUACCGACAAACCGGAGGCCACUGAGCUCCCCGCCUGGACAGAGGGCAACAACCCUGCUCCCUCCCUCCCUGGGCGAAGCUGCUCAGGGCCCCGAGGGUCGCAUGGUGAGGGCCCCCUGUAGUGGCCUCCAUAAGGCUGCAGAGCAGUUUGAGACCUCAGCACCCCACCAAGUGAAACAGGCAGCAGAGUAGAGGAGGAAGCCAGGGUUGCCUGCCAGGUGUUGUGUCUGGCUGGGGCCAGGCAGCCCUAUCUUGUGCCAGGCUCCCCCACCAGUGCUCCCCAUACAGCACUGCCCUCUGGCCAGGCAGGGCACCACACAGGGACACAGCAGGUCACCUGCUUUACUGUUGUGGAUGGCCCUGGCUCCAGUGUGGCCCUUGGCAGCAACCUGCUCCCCACUGUGUAAGCCAAGGCCCCCAUGCAGGAGGAGCAACGCCUGGGCCUUCCCCUGCUGUCACCCCUCUCAGCCAGCUGCAGGCCUGGGGGGACCCAGAAAGGGGUGACUGUCCUUUUUUGUAUUAUCUCCCUCUUUGCAAUAAAAGACC